CUAACUGUUAUGAAACCUUGCGAUCCGCAAGUAGUUUUGGACACUCGAGGUAGAGGACAAGCUUCUGUCGUGUGCUUGCACGCACUGAACUGGCAGACGACAUUUUAACGUAUAGGAGGGAAGAAUGCUCGUAUCUUUGGGUUUGACUUAAUUAUCAACUCCGGGGCGCCAACGUAAGAUUAACAUGGCCCCCAAUUCCAUCCACUGGUUCCGGAAGGGACUCCGUCUACAUGACAACCCAGCGCUCAGGGAGGCAGUCCAUGGGGCGGGCACAGUGCGCUGCGUUUACUUCUUGGACCCUUGGUUUGCAGGCUCUUCUAAUGUCGGGGUCAACAGGUGGAGGUUUCUUCUCCAGUGUUUGGAGGAUCUGGAUGCCAACCUUCGGAAGCUCAACUCCCGCCUUUUUGUCAUAAGAGGCCAACCAGCCAAUGUGUUCCCGCGGCUCUUUAAGGAAUGGAAGAUCUCUCGGUUGACGUUUGAGUAUGACUCUGAGCCUUUUGGAAAGGAGAGAGAUGCCGCCAUCAAGAAGCUGGCAAUGGAGGCGGGAGUGGAGGUCAUCGUUAAGAUCUCACACACACUCUAUCACCUGGACAAGAUUAUAGAACUGAAUGGUGGCCAACCUCCUCUUACCUACAAGCGAUUCCAGACACUAAUCAGCCGACUGGAUCCUCCAGAGAUGCCUGUGGAGACACUUUCAGACAGCCUGAUGGCCAACUGCAUAACACCUGUCUUGGACGACCAUGGAGACAAGUAUGGAGUCCCAUCGCUGGAAGAGCUUGGCUUUGACACAGAGGGCCUCCCGACCGCCGUAUGGCCAGGCGGAGAGACUGAAGCUCUGACGAGAAUAGAGCGCCAUUUAGAAAGAAAAGCAUGGGUGGCAAACUUUGAGCGUCCGAGGAUGAACGCCAACUCGCUGCUGGCCAGCCCAACAGGCCUCAGCCCUUACCUGCGCUUCGGUUGUCUCUCGUGUCGUCUUUUCUACUUCAAACUCACCGACCUCUACCGCAAGGUGAAAAAGAACAGUUCCCCUCCUCUCUCGCUUUACGGACAGUUACUCUGGCGAGAGUUCUUCUACACCGCAGCCACUAACAACCCGCGCUUUGACAAAAUGGAGGGGAACCCCAUCUGUGUCCGAAUACCAUGGGACAAAAACCCUGAGGCGCUUGCCAAGUGGGCAGAGGCUAAGACUGGCUUCCCCUGGAUAGAUGCCAUCAUGACUCAGCUGAGGCAAGAGGGUUGGAUCCAUCACCUGGCUCGCCAUGCUGUGGCAUGUUUCCUCACCAGAGGCGACUUAUGGAUCAGCUGGGAAGAAGGAAUGAAGGUCUUUGAGGAGCUGCUUCUCGACGCCGACUGGAGCGUGAAUGCGGGUAGUUGGAUGUGGUUGUCUUGUAGUUCGUUUUUCCAGCAGUUUUUCCACUGCUACUGCCCUGUUGGCUUUGGCCGGCGUACUGAUCCUAACGGGGACUUCAUCAGACGUUACUUACCUAUCCUCAGAGCUUUCCCUGCUAAGUUUAUCUAUGACCCAUGGAACGCGCCGGAGUCUGUGCAAGCGGCCGCCAAAUGUGUCAUCGGUGUCCACUACCCAAAACCAAUGGUGCAUCACGCCGAGGCGAGUCGGCUCAACAUUGAGAGGAUGAAGCAAAUUUACCAGCAGCUGAGCCGAUACCGAGGACUGGGCCUGCUUGCAUCUGUUCCAUCCACCAAUGGCAACGGAAGUGGAGGAAUGAUGGCCUACUCGCCUGGAGAACAACAGCCGGGGACCAACAACAACAACAGCAGCAGCAACAACAGCGCCCCACACAUGCCUGGAGUGUCGGGCGGCUCUGUCGCCACGGGCAACGGCAGCGGGAGCAUUCUCCUCAACUUUGACAGCGAGGAACAGACAGGGCAGCGACUGCUGCCAGUGAUGCCGCAGCACGGUUACCAUACAGUGCCAGAAAACAACACAGCAAUCACCAACAGCCGACUUUACCACAAGUUUGCUGUGCCUCAACACCCAGGACUUGCAUACACCAGAGGUGGCAUCACAGGUAAACGCGAGCGGGAGUCGGAACGUGAUGGUUCGGGAGAGGAAGACCCGUCGUCCUGCUCGGGCCACAAGAUGCAAAGGCAGAGUGCAGAGGCCAACUAAAGGACGUUGCUGACAAUAGUCCAUCUACAGUACAACAAGUGUUUGUCAGCCUGAACAUCCCAGGGGAAAUGCAGAGGUGAAAAUGUAAUACAAGGCUCUGAUUUUCCGAGAAAUAAUGGCAACCCGUAAAUAGGUGUCCAAAGUAAAGAUUGCAAUUGUAGCACUAACAAAAAAUAUUUGCUUUUCAGUCGCACUUAUUUAUUUUUAUAAAGAAAAAAAUUAAAACGUGCACGGAAAAAUAUAAUUAAGUGGCACUGAGACAACAUUUUAGUAUGUACCAUAUGUAUAUAAAAUUGAUCUCGAUGUUAUUUCACGCUGGAAACAUCAUUCUUCAAGUUGCUUCUUUAUAAAAAAGAACAACUAAGCAUUAAAUUAACACGUUGCAGUGUUAUCCUAUCAGUCUCCACCAUGUCUUUAUUAGAGUUUUAUUUAGAAUCAUUGUAGAUGUGUCAUCUUGAUGUUCAUCGGGUUAGUUUGAUAUAUUGAGUCGGCAGCUACAAGCAACAUCAGGUUACAGAGAACAACACAAAAUUUCCAUUGGUCACCUUAAAAAGAUGUGUUGGUGCAGUUUAGCUAUUUUUGAAACCCAAUACAAAAAAAUAUCUUUUUCUACCCCUGCUGAUGUUUUCAAGUAAGAGUAACCUUUUAAUUGUCGUGUCACAUUUUCACCCUGUUGUAUCCCCUGGCGGUGCGAAAAUGCUCUGAAGCCCACUGACGCUCGAGCCUUUUCAUCAUGUGCGACAACACAAAAUGAUAGUCCCCUACUCGUUAAGAUGGCUUCAAGAAGGAAGAGCCUCUCCAAGCUCCUGUGAUUUUCUACUGUUUCAUAUAAAAUAACCAAAAAACGAGAGAAAAAAAGAAAAAUUGUGUUUGAAACAAACAUUCCUCAAAACCGAGUCCAACCUCCUGAAGUAGAACGUCACAGCAGCACAAGGAGAUUGUCUGAAAAUUAACGCAAAUCGUGGCUCGAAGCAAUCGGGCGCUCUGAAUACGUCGGGAAAGUCUGCUGCUGUGAUUAGGAAUGAAACCGAAGAAUGUAAACGCCUCUGCGUAGAAUGCCAGCUGAUGUUUAUACUGCACGCAACUCGCUUAAUGACCAUUCAACGGGACGUUUCAAAAGUUCUGCUUCGGCGCCCCAAUCUGCAUUUUAUUCAUAGGCCAGGGCGAGAAUAAAGUGUGCGCCACACAGGCCACAGAUUUUUGGGGUCGCAGAUCAAAUUUCUUGAACAGUACUUCAGUUACCAACAUAAGCCAAAAAUGUUAACCUUCUGUUUGUUUUGGGUUUUGUAAUGGAGCGAUUGUUAUGAUUGAAACUUGAUUGUCAACAAUUGGAGGAUGUCCAGUAGAAUACAUUGUGACCCCUGUUUCAUGUAUAAUUUGAUUCAACUAUUGAAAUUUGGCUCCCAUUCGUCUGCUGUUUUUGUUUCACUUUUAACCCAAAUGUGCAGAUUGGGGCAGGACAUGUGGCGUCUCUUAGAGAUUUAUUUUCUUUUUCUUUUUUUUUUUUUUUUGGUGGGGGGGGCGGGGGGGGUUACUGUGUAUCUGUAUCAUAAUUAUGUGUUCUCUUGAGAAUAUAAAAAGUUUUUGUAGCGAUGAUCACAGCUGAAAAGUCAAACAUUUUUCAUUUAGUUUUGUCAUCCUGUUGGCCACUCUUAUUAAAAAAAAAAAAAAAAAAAGCAAAGGAAUAA
Messenger RNA from Corythoichthys intestinalis (scribbled pipefish), 3819 nucleotides. Its product is annotated as cryptochrome-1-like. Gene Ontology annotation, biological process: circadian regulation of gene expression; entrainment of circadian clock by photoperiod; negative regulation of DNA-templated transcription. Gene Ontology annotation, molecular function: FAD binding; DNA binding. NCBI's taxonomy places the organism in Eukaryota, Metazoa, Chordata, Actinopteri, Syngnathiformes, Syngnathidae. The coding region runs from base 185 to 2131 and encodes 648 amino acids. The transcript is spliced from 15 exons. Gene Ontology annotation, cellular component: cytoplasm; nucleus. The record is from RefSeq and is a predicted model, not a curated record.